CGAGCUUGUCAAGCAUGUCGUGCCUCGAAAGUCCGCUGUAGAAGACCAGACGAUGAUUCGUCGUGUGCACGUUGUAGCAAGUCGGGCAGGCCAUGCGUGCCUUCUGAAGAUUCAAACAAAAGGCAGAAGCGAGUUGAUACCAGAUCUGUCGACGACAUUGAGGCGAGACUGAACGUGUUGACCGAUAUCUUGCAAGAUCGAGGGGUAAAUACUUCUGCGACUCUGGCCAGCACUGCGGAAAGAACGACUGAGCUGGCUGCUCAGGUUGAGCCAUCAAUCUGCGACAUUAUUGAUGACGAGACGACAACCAUGAUCUUCGAACAUUUCAGGGCAAACAUGCUGCACCACUUUCCGUUCGUGGCAUUUCCUUCGGAUGUAGAUAUAGCAGAAAUUCGACGGGCUGCGCCGAUCCUGGUUCUCGCUAUCCUAGAUGCCGCCGGCGAUGGUUACUAUGAUAUGGAAACUUCACGUACACUUCGGAGACGCCUCACACAGUUUUACUCUGCCUGUUUGCUAAGAAAUGGCGCGGAUGGUAUUAUCAUGCUACAAGCUUUGAUCAUCUCAGCAUUGUGGAACAGAGAUCUUGAGCCCCAGCAAGCUGGUGCAGAGCUGGACGUUUUUCAGUUAUGUCGAGCAGCCGCGAAUAUGGCCAUGGAGAUGGGCUUAGAGGCUCGUCUGCGGAAUUGGUCGUGGAGCAAGUCAUUGCCAAUCCAAUCAGAUCGCCUUCGCGAUGCGACUAGCGAGUAUCAGUUUUCUACUCUGGAAGUAAGGAGAUUGUGGUUGGCAUGCUACUAUAUUUGCUCGAGUGCAUCAUUGGCUAUACAGGCUCAAAACCUGAUGUCUUGGAAAAGACAGAUGGAUGAAUGCCUAGAAGUAUUGAGCACAUCGCCUGCCGCUCUCGCUUCAGAUAAGUUGCUGUGUGCUCACGUCAAGUUGCAACACAUGCUCGAGGAAUUUGAAGCACAGUUGUCUCCAGAUCUUGGCCCUACGGCUCUCAAAAUCACUCGACGGGUUGCGAAGCGUCAACUUGCAGAGUGGGCCACCAUGCUACCCACGUGGAACGCAAUGGCCACGGCUCCAUUGGUCGAUUACGCUGCCGAACAUGGUGGAGUUGCGGUUACUAUCGGCGAAUCCGACUUUACAGAUUGUCUUACAGCCACGCACAACUCACUAGACUCCUUUUUGUCCCUUGAUAUGCCUCUCAUACGUACUCUUCCAACAUCAUUCUUCGUUCAGGUCACGCAUACAGCAAUUUUACUCGUCAAACUUCACUUUACGGCAGCACGACUUUCGAAUCAAGCAGAUGCCGCACAGAAGAUUCUGGAUACUAGGGCCGGUACCUAUCUGGAACGCUUGUUGGCGAAGUGCAGCGGUUGGGGUACGCUCUGGCCUGCUCAAAAGCUUGUGGAGACGCUGCGCAGACUUCGAAAGCUGUUACGGCGAUGUGGUGACCAGACGCUUGCUUCCGAGCUGGCCUGGCUCAAUGCGUGGACUUUGGAAGAGGUGCCGAACUCUGAGUUAUCCAAUCAUCUCGAAGUGGUGCCAGAG
Aureobasidium melanogenum CBS 110374 is the source of this 1548-nucleotide messenger RNA. RefSeq lists its product as uncharacterized. Lineage: Eukaryota; Fungi; Ascomycota; Dothideomycetes; Dothideales; Saccotheciaceae. The record is from RefSeq and is a predicted model, not a curated record. Gene Ontology annotation, molecular function: zinc ion binding; DNA-binding transcription factor activity, RNA polymerase II-specific; transcription cis-regulatory region binding. The transcript is spliced from 4 exons. Gene Ontology annotation, cellular component: nucleus. The annotation marks the transcript as partial. Gene Ontology annotation, biological process: regulation of DNA-templated transcription.